Colletotrichum acutatum is the source of this 678-nucleotide messenger RNA. RefSeq lists its product as uncharacterized. The transcript has 4 exons. Bases 281 to 649 code for a protein of 122 amino acids. The record is from RefSeq and is a predicted model, not a curated record. Lineage: Eukaryota; Fungi; Ascomycota; Sordariomycetes; Glomerellales; Glomerellaceae.
UCAAGUUAAGAUUGAGGAAAUAGAGUUUUCGUCAAUUGACUACCAUGACUCGAUUACUUGGUUCUUGACAUUAGUGUCACAAAGCUUCGACACCGAAUACUCGUAUUCCGCAAUGGUCCAGUUGGUCUGAUCACCGCCAGUUUUCAUGUCAUAUAAGUAAGAUCUGAUGCACCUAUCUCAUUGUUAAGAGACUGAAGAUAACAUUCACAUCCUAAUUACUCUUCGUCGUCUUUCACUUCUUGAACAUCACUCAUUUACAUUACCUCAACACUCAUUCAUCAUGCAUGCGUCUACUGUCCUCGCCAUCCUUACAGCCUCUGCUGUUCAACUCGUCGCCGCGAGUGGUUUCGCGUCGACAUGCAGCGACAUGACCUACUCGGGCACCACGUUCAACGCGAAGUGCAAGAACAACUUUGUUGAUCCCUACUUCGAGGACGCCCCCAUCGACUUGUCAAAGUGCCUUGCCAACAUCGGGGGCAAGGUUGUCUGCCGUCCUAAGAGCCCAUCCUUCAAGUUUUGUGACUGCGGUCUCGGCAGUGACAAGAAGAUUUUGAACUGCCGUUGCACCGACUCUACUGGAGCUAAGCAGCCUUCUUCUUUGAACCUUGAUACCUGCUUGACCAACAACGACGGAAACUUGUCUUGCUAAAGCCUCGUGCCGGCUACAGCUGAAUUUGG